AUGGAGGAGGCAAUCCAGUGGGCGGUGGAGCGUCAUAUCGAGCAUCUGGCAGACAUCGUUUGCACAGAGGACGGGGAAGUGAAUCUGGGUGCGAUGGUAGCAGAAGACAGUCUGGUGCGGGUGGAGGAGGAUAUGCAGGUUGGGGUGUUAGCUGCUCAUGGACCAGUUGAAAUCCCAUGUGAAGGAAGGCUGGUCGUGGAGCUUGGCUGUGGAGAGGGAGAUCGGUUGGUGGCAGAAGAAAAUUUGUCUCCAAGACCCAUUAUAAGCCAUGGGGAUUUGACAGCACCCGCUGUGAUGCAGCUCAAUAUAGAUCAGUCGGCAGCUUUGGAGAGGGACCCUAAACAAGUCAAACUAAGGGUCGACGGGGGAUUCUUCCUUCAGAUAGGCAGCUACGGUCCACGUCGACCGCUUCCAGCAACUCCUUCCAGGUUCUUUUCCAUGAUUAAUGCUCUUUUCUGGAACAUCAGGGGGGUUGCUAAGCCUCCUAAUUUGAGACGACUUAAAAAAUUAAUUCGUUUGAAUAACUUCCAAUUGGUAGCUAUUUGCGAGCCUAAACUCAAUGUUAAGAAUGUGGAGUCAAUCCGAUUAAGGCUAUCUUUUGAUGCUGUAGUGGUUAACUUAUCGACGGAUAUUUGGGUGUUUUAUAAUUUGCCUUUUACUUGCUCUGUCAUUGGUAAUUCGGAUCAGCACAUUUCCCUUUUAUUGUCACAUUCGUGGCUACCAUGUGCACUGCACUUCUCUUUUGUUCACGCCAAAUGUACAUUAGAGGAGCGUAAGGAGCUAUGGCAAGCCUUGGUCCUUGAGAAACCAAGUUCCCAACCGUGGUGUAUUUGUGGGGAUUUUAAUGCUAUUAUUGCUCCUGAGGAAAAGAAAGGGGGACGUCCCUUUGGUAGUUCGGAGGGUUUGGAGCUAAUGUCGUUCAUGGAGGAGGCGGAGGUGUUUGAUGUAGGUUUUUCGGGGUCGUCAUUCACCUGGUGUAACAACCGUCAGGGCAGGGCGAGAAUUUGGAAGAGAUUGGAUAGAUUGCUGAUUAAUGAGGAAUGCUCUGACCUCCCUGCAUCUGUUGCAGUUUCUCAUUUAGCUAGGCAUCCUUCUGAUCACGCUCCGUUAAAAAUAUCUUUUGCGUCCCGUUUGGAUAGCAAGCCACACCCAUUCCGAUUCCUUAAUGUCUGGACUUCCAAUGGUUCGUUACUUGAUGUCAUUCGUACUGCCUGGCAGUGGGAGUGCCAGGGUUCACCCAUGAAGAUCCUAUGGACGAAAUUGCUGAGUACUAGAAGGGCCAUCCAGGAGUGGAACAAGCAUACUUUCGGGAACAUUUUUGACGCGUCCCGGGAGGCAGAGGCUGCUGUGCGCCGGACAGAGGCAAGACUGGAGACUGAGGGCUCUGAUGACGCUCAGGUGGAGCUUCAUCGGGCUCAAGCAUGGCUCAAUAAUGCGUUGUCUGUGGAAGAACACUACUGGAAGCAGAAGAGGAGAACGCAAGGGAUUAUUCACCGGAUUAAAGACGCAAACGGAGUGUGGUUGGAAUCUGACGAGGAGAUAGCAAAUGAAGCGGUGAGCUAUUUUUCGGAUCUUUUCUCUGAGCCAGCGGGUAAUGCGGAGGACUUGCUGCAGGUGAUCCCAACAUGUGUUACAGCUGAGGAGAGUGCUCGCUUGGAGGCCGACCCGACUAUGGAGGAGGUGAAGAGGGUCAUUUUCGCAAUCGAUGGGGAGAGUGCAGCGGGCCCGGAUGGUUUCACGAGUAGGUUUUUUUCUUUCGCUUGGGAGGUGAUUGGGCCGGAGGUAUUUAAUGCUAUUCUGAGUUUUUUUUGUGGGGCUGUGAUUCCUCGGUUCUUUACCUCCACUUCCAUUAUAUUGAUCCCAAAAGGGCCCAACCUUCAGGACUUCUCGAAAUUUAGACCGAUUAGCCUGUGCACUUUUUUCAAUAAAGUGCUAUCCAAGAUCUUGGCGGAUAGAUUGGCCUCCCUCUUGCCGUGCCUGGUGUCGCAUCAGCAAACUGGCUUUGUUAAGAGACGGAACAUUACUGAGAACUAUCUGCUCACACAAGAGCUAGUGUCAGGGAUACGCAAGGCUUCGAGGGGAGGAAAUGCUGCUUUAAAAUUGGAUAUGUCCAAAGCUUAUGAUAGGGUAUCUUGGCUAUUCCUGAUCAAUGUUUUGCGGCGUUUCGGGUUUGGGGAAAGAUUUAUUGAUAUGGUGUGGAGACUGAUCUCAAAUGUGCGGUUUUCGGUUAUUAUCAAUGGGGCCUCCUAUGGUUUCUUUCAAUCGAGGAGGGGGCUAAGACAGGGGGAUCCUUUAUCUCCCGCGCUGUUUGUGCUAGGGGCAGAGGUUCUAUCUAGGGCAUUAAACAACGUUGUAGCACAGGCUGGUUUUAUGGGGUUCAAAGUACCGUUGGGGUGUUCCCCAGUUACGCACUUGGCCUUCGCGGAUGAUGUGUUGAUUUUUACUAAUAGAUCUGCUCGUGCUUUACGGAAUAUUAUUCGGGUGUUGGAAUUAUAUCAAAGUUCGUCCGGUCAACAGGUAAAUGGGCAAAAGAGUGGUUAUGUGGUGCAACCGUCCACCCCCAUAGCACGGUGGAGGACUAUCGAGCGUAUUACAGGGUUCCCUCAGCUGCAAUCUCCUAUCCGGUACUUAGGGUUCCCGCUAUACCUCGGAAGGAGUAAGGCAUCGGAUUUUGGGGAAGUGAGUCACGCUGUACUUGGGAGAAUUCUUUCAUGGAAGUCCAAGCUGUUGUUCCAGGGGGGCAAGCUCGUGCUUAUCAAACAUGUCCUUUCUUCUAUUCCCUUGCACUUAUUAUCGGCCGCAGUAUUACCGGCUUCAGUGUUUAGCAUGAUUGAGAAGGUUUGUUCUAACUUCUUGUGGGGAUCAAGCGAGGGGGGACCUAGGUAUCAUUGGAUUCGAUGGGAUCAGUUGUGCUUUCCAACGGAGGAGGGGGGAGUGGGUUUCCGACAACUCCGAGACGUGUAUACGGCAUUCUCAUUGAAGUUAUGGUGGAAAUUCCGUAGGGGGGAUUCUUUAUGGGCUAAGUUCUUGCUAGCAAAAUAUUGUCGCCAUUCUCAUCCGUGUCAGGUGGAGUAUACUGCAGGGGCGUCGGCUAUUUGGAAACGGCUAACUAAUGUGAGCCGUCACGCGGAACUGUCCAUGCGGUGGUUGGUGAAUUCGGGAACAUGUGAUUUUUGGUAUGACAACUGGUUGGGUAGCGGGGCUCUCUUCCACAGAGUCCCAGUUCGGGACACCCUGACAUUCAAGGAUUUUUUGGUAGAUGGACGAUGGAGCUCACUGCUCCUUGCUCGCCAUUUUCCCACGGACAUCAUGGAUUUGAUAUUACAGCAGCCUCCCCCAGUUGGUGAGCGGCCGGAUGAGUUGGUAUGGAUGCCGUCGGCCUCCGGGCAGUUUUCGUUAUCAUCCGCUUUCCAAGAGGUCAGGCAAGUGCGGAGCGCAUCCUGGAUUUUUUCCCACAUUUGGCAUCGGCAGCUCCCCUUGAAGGUAUCCUUUUUUAUGCUCCGAUUAUUGUUACAGAGGCUGCCGCUCAAUGACGCCUUGGGUAGGUUUGGGGUUCAAUUACCAUCAAAGUGUUUUUGUUGCCGCUCGGCGACAGGGGAGUCGAGUGAGCAUAUUUUUUCAUCAGACCAACUAGCAAGGGAGGAAUGGAGUUACUUUGGAGCCGUCUGUGGAAUAGGUUCGCCUCAGGGUCGGGUGUGCGAUAGAAUGGUGAUGUGGUGGCUGUCCAGCCAGUCAAAGGGUCAAAGACGGGUGGUGGUCUCCAUUCUCCCAUCCUUUAUCUGCUGGCAUAUUUGGAAGGCAAGAAACAAAGCAGUCAGGGAGGGGGUUAGCUUGUCAUCAGGAGACAUCUGUCAUGGUAUUAUCCAGGAUGUUGUGUUGGCAGUCUCCAGCGAGGUAAACAGGUGGAAUCUCUGCCUGCCUUUUGACCAAUUUUUUGAUAGGCUAUCCACACCCCCAGUGCCGCUUCAGUGCAGAAUUGUUCGGUGGCAGGCAGCAGGCACGGGGAUAGCGACACUUAAUACAGACGGAUGGUCUAAGGGUAACCCGGGAGUAAGUGGCGGGGGUGGUGUUCUCCGGGAUUCAGAGGGUCGCUUUUUGAUUGGCUAUUCAGUUUGCCUGGGGGUUAGUACGAGUUUACGUGCGGAGGUAUUGGCCUUGUUAGCGGGUCUUCGUCUUUGUCAUCAGAGAGGAUUCACACAGGUUCGAGUACAAUCCGAUUCGUUGGUAUUGGUUGGUAUAUUGCAACGCCGGUUACAGUGUCCGUGGCAGAUUCGAAGAGAGGUAUUCCAUAUAUGGCAGCUAGAGGAGGAUUCAGGGCAUUUCUCUCAUUGCUUUCGCGAGACAAAUACGGUGGCAGACAUCCUCGCCAAUGAAGGCCUCCUGCACCCUCUUGUCCGGAUGAAGAGUUAUAACUAA
Coffea eugenioides is the source of this 4416-nucleotide messenger RNA. RefSeq lists its product as uncharacterized. The transcript has 2 exons. Lineage: Eukaryota; Viridiplantae; Streptophyta; Magnoliopsida; Gentianales; Rubiaceae. Gene Ontology annotation, molecular function: nucleic acid binding; RNA-DNA hybrid ribonuclease activity. The coding region runs from base 1 to 4416 and encodes 1471 amino acids. The record is from RefSeq and is a predicted model, not a curated record.